Messenger RNA from Eruca vesicaria subsp. sativa (arugula), 815 nucleotides. Lineage: Eukaryota; Viridiplantae; Streptophyta; Magnoliopsida; Brassicales; Brassicaceae. The record is from the annotation of a GenBank genome assembly.
AUGGACGAUGAGUUAGAUCUGUUCGGUAGUUCAUCUGAUUCUUUCAACGGGAAACUCCGUGCUAAGCCUUCCAUCAUCUCAGGGUCUGAAUCUCUCAUUCUUCUGUAUCUCUACAUCGUUUCCUUUUAUGGAAAGAUGCAAGCUGCGAUUCGUUCGUUUGUGUCCGGUGGAAACGUUGUGAAAGCCUCUCUGCUGCAACAUCUCCGUGUGAUUAACCCAGCGGUUCAGCCUUGUGUUGUGUUUGGUUCACGCUCCGAGUCAACUCAGUCUUCUCGUAUGGAGGAGCAUGGAUUCGAGAUUCUUUUGUUCACGCUCCGAGUCAACUCAGUCUGCUUUUUUGUUCAGUGUGUUUUGACGUUGAGAUUCUUUUUAAGAUUAUCUGCAGAAGAUCAUAGUGCAAGGGUGGUCAUCCAAAUCAACAAAAGUAGGAGACAUUAUGACUGAAGAGAAUAAACUUAUUACCGUGACACCAGAGACUAAAGUCUUGCGGGCUAUGCAGCUAAUGAUAGAUAAUCGGAUUAGGCACAUUCCAGUGAUAAAAGACAAGGGUAUGGUGGGAAUGGUGUCUAUAGGAGAUGUGGUCCUUGCUGUGGUGACUGAGCAUCGUGAGGAGCUUAACCGCUUAAAUUCGUUUAUCCAAGGAGGUUACUAGACACGUUUGGAGAUCGGUAAGAAAAAGAGUUAAUUAUCUGUGUGUGGUCCACUGCUUGAUGAUUCUCUAAAGCUUUUAAGAUCGAUGUAUAUAUAUGGACAGUCGUUCUUUUCUGUUGUUUGUUGUUGUUGUUAUCUGUUGUUUUCAUUGGUUAACUUUGUCA